UGUCUCCUUUCACACGGAGAAAGAGCUGAGUUAUAGCGGGAACAAGGUGCCCAUAGCCGGCCAGUAUUUCAGAAGCCAAACAAGCUGGGAGACCGGUGUGGCCUCGAUGAUGCAAAACAGUCACAGUGGCGUAAACCAGCUUGGAGGUGUGUUUGUGAACGGGAGACCUUUACCUGAUUCUACCAGACAGAAGAUAGUUGAGCUGGCACACAGUGGAGCUCGACCCUGCGACAUAUCCAGAAUACUACAGGUGUCUAACGGUUGUGUCAGUAAGAUCCUGGGCAGAUAUUACGAAACUGGUUCAAUCCGUCCUCGAGCCAUAGGGGGGAGUAAACCCCGGGUGGCCACUCCAGAGGUGGUGGGCAAGAUCGCUCAGUACAAGAGGGAGUGUCCAUCGAUUUUCGCCUGGGAGAUCAGAGAUAGACUGCUUGCAGAGGGAGUCUGCACCAACGACAAUAUACCCAGUGUUUCAUCAAUAAAUCGAGUGCUCAGAAACCUGGCCAGUGAUAAGCAGCAAAUGGGCACAGUUGGAGCAGAAGGGAUGUUUGACAAACUAAAGAUGCUCAACGGACAAACCACCUGGGGAGGACGCUCAGGGUGGUACACCGGGACUACGAUCACUGCCAAUGAGUGUCCACAGGCAGACGGAGGGGAGAACACCAUCUCAGUGAGCUCUAAUGGAGAAGACUCAGAGGAGACUCAGAUGAGGCUUCAGCUGAAGAGGAAACUGCAGAGAAACAGGACAUCAUUCACUCAGGAGCAGAUAGAAGCUCUGGAGAAAGAAUUUGAAAGAACUCACUACCCAGAUGUUUUUGCCCGAGAACGCCUUGCCAACAAAAUAGACCUCCCCGAGGCUAGAAUACAGGUUUGGUUUUCUAACAGACGAGCAAAGUGGAGGAGAGAGGAGAAGCUGAGAAACCAGCGUCGCCAAGUGUCCAACACCUCCAACCAUAUCCCAAUCAGCAGCAGCUUCAACUCCAGUGUUUACCAGCCUCUACCCCAACCGACCACACCAGUGUCCUUUUCAUCAGGAUCCAUGUUGGGAAGGUCAGAUCCAGUUCUGUCCAACAGCUAUGGCCUUCCAGCCAUGCCCAACUUCAGUAUGGCUGCCAGUCUGCCUAUGCAAGCAUCCAGUCAGACUUCAUAUUCCUGCAUGUUGCCAACCAGCCCCACCGUAAAUGGAAGAAGUUAUGAGACGUACACUCCUCCACACAUGCAGCCUCACCUCAACAGCCAGUCAAUGGGCUCCUCUGCAACUUCAACAGGUCUGAUUUCUCCUGGCGUCUCAGUUCCAGUCCAGGUUCCAGGGAGUGAAGCGGACAUGUCACAGUACUGGCCCCGCCUGCAGUGAUCAGCAGCAGUGAAGACUUAAAAAUAACUCUACGGGGACAUGAAAGCAUAACCCAGCUGUUACCGACUUUGUCGCUUGAAUGUCAAAAAUGACCUUUGAUUAACUGAAAGAGAUUAAAAAUGAAUUGAAGCAGUGACUCUCACCGGUGAUUUUGAGGCAACGUUGAAACCAAAUUCUGGACACAAGCAGGAAGUAGGAGCGUGUCUACUCUUACAAUUAAAGGAUAUUCAUAUUCACCAGUAAUGGUCCAACUACAUCAGAUCUAGGACAUUUCUCUCAUCACAUCACUGGCAAACGCUGCAGUUCAGUCUGUGGUCUGUCAUCUGUCUUGUGAGAACACUCUCCAUCUGGCCAAGAAUGAAAAACUCCUGUCUGAGAUGUUCUCAGGAAGCUCAGGAACAUGGACCAUCUUAAUGGAAAAUGUACUGCUCGGUAUAUUUUUGGACAUUCAGAGGGAAAACAAAGUAUCGCCGCCUUCAGUUUCUUAUUUAUAAAAUGUUGUAUCUGUGGCAAAAAACAAAGAAGUUGACUGAGAUGUAAAGGGAAGAACUCGAUAAAACUUGAAAUGAACUGUCUGCUGUGAAUUUGUGCAACAGCCGAUUAAAAAAGGCCGGCCAGGAAUGUGUAUAGAAUUUCAGAAUGUGGAUUCUGGUAAAUUGUGUUUGGUAUUGUACAAAUCUUGACCAGGAUGUGAUCUGUUCACGAGCAUGGACUCUUUUUUAUGACCUCAAAUGACUAUCAAGGGAGUUGGAGGAUUCAAUAGCACAACACUGGUUGAAAGACAAGAAGAGAACAAACACUGAUGGCUAAUGUUGUGUGUGGAAUGUAAAUCUGUUUCAAUUUGUAAAGUGUAAAGUGUUUGUCC
Messenger RNA from Notolabrus celidotus (New Zealand spotty), 2216 nucleotides. Its product is annotated as paired box protein Pax-6-like. NCBI's taxonomy places the organism in Eukaryota, Metazoa, Chordata, Actinopteri, Labriformes, Labridae. The transcript has 11 exons. The coding region runs from base 107 to 1351 and encodes 414 amino acids. The record is from RefSeq and is a predicted model, not a curated record. Gene Ontology annotation, molecular function: RNA polymerase II cis-regulatory region sequence-specific DNA binding; DNA-binding transcription factor activity, RNA polymerase II-specific. Gene Ontology annotation, biological process: regulation of transcription by RNA polymerase II; anatomical structure development.